UGCAGAGGCACCUUUCGCUGGACUGAGGUCGGACGGACAGCAGGCAGAGGACACCAUGGCAUCAGAUCAGAACGUGGAGUUUGUGCGAACCGGCUACGGCAAGAACUCGGUGAAGGUUCUGUUCAUCAGGAGACAGAGGAGCCACCACGACAUCAUCGAGCUGAAGGCCGACGUGGAGCUCACGCUGAAGACACGCAAGGACUAUCUGACCGGAGACAACUCGGACAUCAUCCCCACCGACACCAUCAAGAACACCGUCCACGCUCUGGCCAAAAUCAGAGGCGUAAAGACCAUUGAGCAGUUUUCUCUGGAUAUUUGUCAUCAUUUCCUCACCUCCUUCAACCAUGUGCUGAGGGCCAAAGUGCACAUGGAGGAGGCUCCGUGGAGGAGGCUGGAGAAGAAUGGAGCAGGGCACGCUCACGCUUUCAUCUUCAGCCCAGAGGUUUGUCGCUUCUGUGACGUCGAACAGAAUCUCCAUGGCGUCCCGGUGCUCCACAGUGGGAUUCGGGACAUGAAGGUGCUGAAAACCACCCAGUCCGGGUUUGAGGGUUUCCUCCGAGACCGCUUCACCACUCUGCAGGAAACCAAGGACAGGUGUUUCUGCACCUCCGUCUACGCUAGGUGGCGCUACAACAAGACCGACGUUGACUUCGACGCCGCAUGGAAGUGUGUGAAGGAGACAAUCAUUGAGAAGUUUGCCGGCCCGUAUGAUCGCGGAGAGUUCUCCCCGUCUGUGCAGAAGACCCUUUACGACACCCAGGUUCUGGUUCUGGGUAGACUUCCUGAGGUGGAUGAAAUAGAGAUCGUCAUGCCCAACCAGCAUUACUUCACCAUAGACAUGACGAAAAUGGGGCUCAGCAACAAAGAUGAAGUCCUUCUUCCCCUGGAUAACCCUUCAGGGAACAUCACAGGGACGCUCGGCAGGAAGCAGCGAGCCCGACUGUGAAGACGCCGAAAUAUCCAGAAAAUGCUGCUGCUGCCGUGACCUAAACAUCGACGUGAACAAGCUGCUCAACAGAAGAGUCCGUCUGACAUCACGUGGUGCUGAAAACAUCACAAUGCAACUCAAGAUUUACCGACUGACACUGUCGACUGCGUGACUUGUAACCGUCAAUAAAUUGACAAACUAACGUU
Stegastes partitus (bicolor damselfish) is the source of this 1134-nucleotide messenger RNA. RefSeq names its product urate oxidase (gene uox). NCBI's taxonomy places the organism in Eukaryota, Metazoa, Chordata, Actinopteri, Pomacentridae. Gene Ontology annotation, biological process: purine nucleobase catabolic process; urate catabolic process. The transcript is spliced from 8 exons. Gene Ontology annotation, molecular function: urate oxidase activity. Gene Ontology annotation, cellular component: peroxisome. Bases 56 to 946 code for a protein of 296 amino acids. The record is from RefSeq and is a predicted model, not a curated record.